UCCACUACGCAGCGAGUGAACGGCGGCGGGGCGAUGGAGGCAGAGAUCCGCGCGGAGUUCGAGAGCAGCGGCUUCUCCAUCGGGGGCGCCGGCCCCGAGGACGCCGCCCAGAUCCUCCCCACGCUGAUGAGCUACUGCAUCAACUACAAGAUGAGCCCGGCGGAUCUCGUCUCCAACUGGGAGGUCUACUACCUCAACAGGCAAUUGGAUGGCUUAAAGCUCGAAAAGUCAUAUCUUGAUGGUUUUCUUUCACACCUUCAAAAUGAAGUUAAAGAGAGGCUAAUAGAAGAAGAGGCCAACCUUCACAUUUACUCCAGUAACGAUGUUGACAUGCUCUUGAAUAAUUCACACGCAGAUGAAGCAGCAUUUCUUGACACACCAGGCUCUAAACAGGAAAAGCCGCCUGGAGAAUCAUCUAACACUGAGUUGACUCCGAAGACAAGCGAUAGACCAUCAUCCAGCAGAGUAACCAAAACAAAUGGUGAUCGUAUCACCCCUUUUGCAACUCGAGUAAAUAAAUUUACUCAACAGUAUGUUCUUAAUGCUGAUAAUGCGGCUAGCAUGUCAAGCAAACAUGAGGGUGAAACCACAGAAGAUGAACUAAUUAGAAGAAUUCAACCAAGUCAAAGAUGUUCCUUACAAGUUCAGCGCUCACAGCCUGAACCAGGCUGCAGGUUCAUGUAUGACAGAAUGGAAGACAGAUUUAACUACUUGAAAGACCGGAUACGAAAAUCGGCAACCUUGUUUUCUGCAUCUGGUUUAUGUGGAGAACCUGCAGAUGCUACCCUUGCUUCAGAGGAGAAAAUGUUCGCAGUCGGCAUGGUAACCUGUGAUGGGGAAGGUCGUCUGAAUGAAAAAUCUAUCUUGCUACAGGGCAGUGUUGAGCACUCAAGGGGAGAGCGUGUGCGCCUUGACUUGAAAGAUCUCGAUCACUUCUCUUUGUUUCCUGGGCAGGUGGUGGGUAUUGAAGGCCACAAUCCCAGUGGACACUGUUUCGUUGCAUCAGAAUUGAUUGAUUCGAUACCAGUCUCUGUGGAUGCUCAACUUCCUAGUGCUAAGAAACAAUCUGUUGAUAAUGGAAGCCACCACCAAAAUUCUGACGCUGGCACUCAGUCAAGAGCCUUGUCAUCGGUCAUCGCGGCAGGUCCCUACACAACAACCGACAAUCUGUUGUUUGAACCAUUGCAAGAACUUCUUUCAUAUGCUUGUCGUAAGCAGCCUCAACUGCUCAUAUUGAUGGGACCCUUUAUUGACUCUGAUCAUCCUGAUAUAAAAAAGGGAACUGUUGACCAGUCCUUUCAUGAUAUUUUCUAUUCUGAAGUUCUGAGAAAGAUUCAAGACUUUACCCAAUAUUUGGGGCACACUGUUCGUGUAAUUCUCAUUCCAUCUGUGCGUGAUGCUCACCAUGACUUUGUUUUCCCUCAGCCUGCAUUUGACUUGAAUUUACCAGAAGAUAUCACACAUCAGAUUUCUUCUCUGGCAAAUCCAAGUUUAUUCAGUUCUAACCAGAUACAUUUUGGCUGUUGUACGGUGGACAUCCUGAAACAGAUCAGUGGUGAGGAAAUUUCUCGCAAGCCACCUGGUGGAAAGCCAGGCGACAGGAUUGGGCGACUAGCAACGCACAUAUUAAAGCAACAAAGCUACUAUCCUCUAUAUCCUCCUGCUGCUGGUGUGCCAUUGGACUUCGCACUUGCUAAGGAAGCCCUGGAGAUCUCAUCGACUCCAGAUGUUCUCCUCCUUCCUUCCGAUCUUGCUCCAUUUGUGAAGGUGCUCUCCCUUGGGGAAGGCAACGACGAUCAGAAACAGUUUAUUUGCUUGAACCCUGGGAGGUUGGCAAAGGGUAUUGGUGGGGGCACAUUUGUGGAGCUUUACUACAAUGAGGACACCAGCAGGACGAACGCCUCCAUCAUCCGUAUAUAG
Panicum hallii is the source of this 1920-nucleotide messenger RNA. Its product is annotated as DNA polymerase alpha subunit B-like. Bases 34 to 1920 code for a protein of 628 amino acids. Gene Ontology annotation, molecular function: DNA binding. The transcript is spliced from 16 exons. The record is from RefSeq and is a predicted model, not a curated record. Gene Ontology annotation, biological process: DNA replication initiation; DNA replication. Gene Ontology annotation, cellular component: alpha DNA polymerase:primase complex. NCBI's taxonomy places the organism in Eukaryota, Viridiplantae, Streptophyta, Magnoliopsida, Poales, Poaceae.